Molecule: messenger RNA, 3818 nt
Organism: Bemisia tabaci
Lineage: Eukaryota; Metazoa; Arthropoda; Insecta; Hemiptera; Aleyrodidae
Product: DNA repair protein complementing XP-C cells homolog
Biological process (GO): nucleotide-excision repair; mismatch repair
Cellular component (GO): XPC complex; nucleus; nucleotide-excision repair factor 2 complex
Molecular function (GO): damaged DNA binding; single-stranded DNA binding
Source: RefSeq, a predicted model, not a curated record
AUUGAAGUGAAGUGUUUUCAUAAUCGGUAUGAAGAAUUAAAAUAAAUCUAAGACAUGUCGCGGCAGUAUAUUAUUUGAAUGUAGCCUUUGAACCACCGUCAAGCAGUUUGCUUCGCCUCUGACUGUAUAUUAUUUCUACUUUCAAUUUAUAUGCCUCUAAGUUUUCAGCACCUUGAUUAAACCCUUCAUUCCGACUAGUUUUUAUCUCUCUAUGCAUCAUGGAGUGUUUGGAAAUGUUUACCAGUGAAUUUUAUGCACCUUGAUUCAUCAUAUUCUUAUUUGUCGAAGAACUCAUUAUGAGGAGAACUCGAAGCAGCGUCAAGAGGACUACUUCGGAAGAUGUGGAGGCCCCUCAAACUCAGCCGGUGAAGAGGAGUAAGUACCGGAUUGAAAGUGAGUCUGAUUCAGAUGAGGAUUCUAACAGUUCCGCUGGCAGCAAUGGUAAAGUAAACAAGUAUGGUAUUGUAGAAAACCUAAACCUAAGUGAAGACUCGGAUAGUGAGGACAGUGAAAAAGAAAAGAUCAGUAAAACUAGGAAUACUACCUCACUUGCCAGUCUUGCAUCAGAAUGUCAGAAAAAAUCUGAAAUUAAAGUUGAGCUCAAUAACUCUCCACUAGCAGCAAAUUUGAGCGAUGAUUCUGAUCAAGAUGAAAAACCCGUUAAAUCAGAGUAUUUUGAUUUCACAGAAAUUUUGCAAUCACAAAAGACAGCCUCAGAAUCUAUUCAAGAUGAGUUAUCAUCUAAAGAUGUCAAAACAGAGGUGCCAGUCUCGAAAAAAGAAGAUGAAACAAAAGUUUCAAAAGCAAGCUCUAGAGGAAAGAAGCCAAGAGCCACUAAAAGCCAAAAGUUGCCAUCUCCUGACAAAUCUACUAAGUCGGGCGAUUCUAAAAAUUCUGUUUGUAGUGACAUUAAUGCUCUUAGUGUUGCUGAACUUCUUUUGAUUGGUGAAAAUAUUACCAGCGACAAAGAUGUACAGCAAUUGAAGGCAGAAGCUCCGGAAGAAAAGAAAAGCCAAGACUUAGAAAUUACAAUAGCCUUACCAGAUUUACAGCCUCAUUCAAAGAAAAAAAAGAAAGACUUGAAAGAGAUAAUGAGGUUGAAACUAAAUGCCAAAAGACGUGAAACUCAAGUUCUCAUGCAUAAAGUGCACAUAUUGGUGUGGAUAGCUCAUGGAAAUUUUUUGAAUUCAGUAUUAAAUUCUCAAGAACUUUUGGGCGCUGCCCUAUCACUAAUUCCAUCACCAGAUAGCUACCCGCGUAAACAUAUGGAUAUUGAUUAUCUGGAAAAACUCACUAAAUUCUUCAAGAAAAAAAUCACUGUAAACCCUGACUUAGCUGUGAAAGGAACAAUCAAUGAUAACUUAUUGGCAGCAUUCGAAAAUAAAGAAAUACCUGACUACAAGUACCUAGUUUUGAUGUUUAUUUGUGUUCUUCGAGCACUUGGUCUUCAGUGCCGACUUGUACUAAACCUUGUCACUGUCCCCUUAAAGCCCCCUCAGGAAGAUCUCUUAACACCAGAACAGAUGUCAUCUGCUGCCGGUGACGGCAAAAAAAGUUCCUCAGGGUCGAAGUCAACCCCUAAAAAAACAAAAUCCUCCGAAUCGAAUAAACGGAAAGAUUCAGAUCACAAGGAGCCGAGUAAUGAAAAGCCCAGUUCAAGCAGGAAGUCCACCAGAACAAAAACCUCUAAAGACCGUGAAGAUGUGGGUAAGAGUUCUAAAUCUCAUUAUUUUUCUGACAGUCCAGAGAGUCCUUCAAAAAGUUCUCGCUCUAAGAGUAGCAGUUCCAGAAGUAAGUCGUCCAAUUCAAAAACUUUACCUCAAAAAGAAGAAAAGAAAAAUGGAAGUAGUUCUAACAGAAAGCAAACCUCUAAAGAGGCGCACCAGAAGCCUGUGAAAAGAGCAAGCAGGAAUAAGAGGCAAGUAAAUGAAGCGUCAUGUUCGAAAGACUCUGAUUUAUUGGUGAUCGAAGAGGAUUUCACAAGUGAUGAUAGCGAAUCUGAUACUUUCGCAACUCCAAAAAAGAAAAUUUGCCGAAAAGUAUUAUCCACUGAUGAUGAAGAAUUUGAAGUUCCUAAAAAAGCGAAGUACAAGAAACCUGUAAAAAAAGGACAUGAUGUAUGGGCAGAAGUGUUUGCUGAGGCCGAGGAGAAGUGGUUGUCUGUUGAUGUUGUGAGCACCAAAAUCCACGUGACACAGCAGCUAUACAAUGCUGCCACCCAUCCGGUAGCCUACGUGCUGGCAUGGAACAAUGAUCAAACCAUCAAAGAUGUUACUCGUCGUUACGUAAUUAAUUACAACAGUGCUGGUAAAAAAUUUCGAGUGGAACCUGCUUGGAUGGAGAAGACCUUGCGGCCAUAUCGUGGCGCCCGCAGUGCUAGAGAUAAAGAAGAGGAUGAAGAUCUUGAUAAAUUGAUGCAUGAUCAGCCCAAACCACUCAGUAUAGCAGAGUAUAAAAAUCAUCCACUAUAUGCUCUGAAAAGACAUUUAUUGAAAUUUGAAGCAAUAUAUCCACCGGAUGCCCCUCCUCUUGGAUUUUUGAAGGGAGAACCAAUUUAUGCUAGAGAAUGUGUUCGAGAACUUCACUCCCGAGAAACAUGGCUCAAAGAGGCAAAAUUGGUUCGUGUGAAUGAGACCCCAUACAAAAUUGUUAAAGCAAGACCUAAGUAUGAUAAAUUCACAGGAACUGUAAAAACUGAUAUACCUCUAGAGCUUUUUGGAGAAUGGCAAACAGAAGACUAUAUGCCUCCUAUUGCUAAAGAUGGGAUUGUUCCGAGGAAUGCGUAUGGGAAUGUUGAUUUGUUCAAGCCUAGCAUGUUACCAAUAGGCACAGUCUACCUUGAAUUACCUGGAGUGUAUCGGGUAGCUCGGAAGUUGAAUAUUGACUGUGCAGCAGCUGUCACUGGUUUCGAUUUUCACUCUGGAGGAUCUCAUCCAGUUAUUGGAGGCUAUGUAGUUUGUGAGGAGUUCAAGGAUGUAAUUCUUGAUGCCUGGAAUGAAGAAGCAGAUAAUGCUUCCAAGAAGGAGGAAGAAAAGAGACUUGCUAGAGUUUAUAAAAACUGGAAACGCCUGAUAAGAGGUGCUCUCAUUCUUAACAGAGUGAAAUUGAGGUACAUGAGAAAUGAUGAUUGAGAGACAGAGAAAUAAAACAUUAACUCUUAAGCCGUAUAGUACCUGUUAAUUUAAUGAAUAAAGCUCUUUAAGAAGAUUGCUCAAUGUUAGUCCGUACUUGUAAUAAACAAAAGAUGAAACCAUCUUGGCUUGUUACUUUAAAAGUUGUUCGAAUAUUCCAUGAAUGCUCAUUUAUUAUCUACUUACUAUCAUUAAGUUUAAAAUAAAACUGUCAGCAUCACUUGAUUUUUUAAUGAAAUCUGUCCAAUUUUUAGAAUCUUACUACUAGGGCGCAUAAGUUUGCUCUAAAUUUUGAUUGUACAAAAUUUUACCUAUCACCAAGAUUCCAUUCCUCAAAAAAUCAUCUUAUGUGAACUCCAGAAAGCUCAGCAACAUUUCAGCUUGCGUUUUCCAUAGGUUGCCACCAAAUUGGGCGUGGAUAAUCGUCCAUCACCAUAGUGCCAUAACUUCAUAACUUAAAUGAAGCUCUCUUUAUUGCCUCUUGAAUUACGUAUUAUAUCUACUUUCUUGAAAUUAACUAAGAUUUUGGCUGGAUCCUCCACCUGUCUUUUCAUCGAAGUGUAUGUUUUAUCUCAAUUUAAUACGUAUACUAUCAUAAAUAUAAUGGGGUAAAAAUCUAGUGAGAAUGCAUCUACUUUUGAAGUGGCUGUAUUUCCUAAUUAUUGAAUAAAUUGUACUUACCUCUAA